Penaeus chinensis is the source of this 2266-nucleotide messenger RNA. Its product is annotated as caspase-1-like. Gene Ontology annotation, cellular component: cytoplasm. Gene Ontology annotation, biological process: proteolysis; apoptotic process. The transcript has 7 exons. NCBI's taxonomy places the organism in Eukaryota, Metazoa, Arthropoda, Malacostraca, Decapoda, Penaeidae. Bases 682 to 1653 code for a protein of 323 amino acids. The record is from RefSeq and is a predicted model, not a curated record.
UCUACUUUACAGACGAAGUAGAGUAUAUAUAUUAUACUAGUUUACGUGUAUAUAAGUUAAGUCUUGAGAAAAUUGCUUAUUACGUGAAAGAAACAAGGCCUGGCAGGUUAUCUCUCGAGGAGCUGCACCUGAUAACAUCGUUAACAACUGCCAUAUAGUGUAAAUACUAUGGGUCUAUAUUGCAAGAUCUUUAAAGACUAGUAAUUUGUUAUGAAUAAAGGGAAGAUAAGAAUAACGUAAGAAAUAAAAUAAAGAGCCUCACACGAAUUAUUAUAUAUAUAUUUUUUUUUAUCUCAUGUAUAUUCAUAUAAUUCCCAGAGACGUAUUUCCAAGACUAGUUACGAUUAAGGUCAAGUUGCCAUUUAUUAUUUUAACCAGGAUUUUAUUUUGAGGUCUUGAGAGCCCAUUAUAUCAGGAUAUUAAUUACAUAUUUAAGACACCAGGAAGACCUAAAGUUAUAUAGAAAAGCCUUUACAGAAACAAUAAAUAUUAAACUAGGCACGGAAAAACUUGUAUCUCUGCUGACUCACGUGAGGCAGUGAGGACCAGGCAACACAGCGACACGAACACACCCAGCCCAGCGCCGAUAGCGUCGGUUUAGAAGGCCCGGGCGAAGCUAGAACUUCGCAAACCAUAAACAAGAAGAUAGCGUCGACACCUCCCUCUGAAAAGUCCAGAGAGAUGAGCAGCGGCGACGAUGCAGCGCGAGCCGAAGCCCAGCCGAAUGACGGGCGCGAUGGCGGGAACCAAGGCUUGGCCGACACGACGGAGAACACGAGCGCGGAGGCGGAGGAACCUGCGAAGGCGGAGGAAGUUGCGAAGAACGGUUUUAGGGGGCGUCCUACCGCAUACACGGAGGUGGACGGACUCAGUGAACGUUACCCAAUGAACCAUCGGCCUCGGGGCUCUGCUCUCAUCUUCGCUCAUUCCAAGUUCGAUAAUAAAAGUCUCAACCCGCGACCCUGUGCCGCCCACGACGCCGAGAUCGCGAGAGCCGCCUUCAAGGCCCUCGACUUCAAGCCUGAGGUGUUCUUCGACCUCACGAGGAACGAGCUCUUGAGGGAGCUGCAGGCAGUUUCUAAGCGCGACCACAGCGGCUCCGACGCCUUUGCAAUAGUGUUCAUGAGCCAUGGCGAAGUAAAAACCAGGAAUAACAUGGAAUUCGUGUGGGCCAAAGACGACAAGAUUCCUACCAAAGAACUGUGGAUAAACUUCACGGCUGAACGGUGUGCAGGUCUAGCCGGUAAACCUAAGCUGUACUUCAUUCAGGCAUGCAGGGGCCCCGACGUAGAUAAGGGCGUGAACAUGUCUCGGGCAGUGCGUGGCAUGGCGGUUCAGACGGACAGCAUUGAGGAGUACGUCAUUCCCAUCCAUGCUGACCAGCUUGUUAUGUGGGCUUCCUACCCAGGCUUUCCAGCUUUCACGAGUAAACGCAAGGGAAUCCAAGGGAGUGUCUUCAUCCACUACCUGGCCGAGAACCUCAAGGAUUAUGCCAACACUUCUCCACGACCAAGUCUGUCUUCCAUACUUCUCAAAGUCAGCAGGGAAGUGGCAGUCCUCUACGAAACCGAUAUUGGUUCCGAUAACCAAUAUCACGAAAAUAAACAAGUUCCUUACAUCCACUCGACGCUGCUUCGUGAGAUUUACUUCUAAGGGUAUGCGAGUGCGAGGCAUUCGGCAAUACUCUGUCGGUCUGUGUUUUUCUUCACCUUUUCAGUGAUUUUUAAAGGAUCGAUAGUCUCUGCUUCUUUGGUUUCUGAUUGUUCGAUACUUGUUCUAACAUUUGAAAGAAAUUUCAGUCAUUUCAUUGUUGUCAUCGAGGUUCUUGUCAGUACUAUAAUAUUAGCUACCAAAUAAAUAAGACUUGAUCUAUAUUUUUUUCUUGUGAUCAAAAACAGCAUUUAUCUUAAUUUACUAAAUUUCGCUCAUAUUACAAGGUUGCUAAUAGUACGAAUUCAGACUACUGAAGAGUAUCAGAUCAGCCCAAAAACAAAAGUUUUGAAAUGAAAAUCAGAUGAUUUACUUGAGACGCUUCAGUUGGUAAUGUCGAUGACCAUUUCUUGUCCAUUUUAUCCACUUAUUGUGGGGAAGAUUGCCAACGUCUACAUUUCACAUCAAGUAAUAGAUUAGCUCUCCAUCUCCAGGCUCUUAUAUAUGACCUCACGCUGCUGCCUCACACACACACACACACACACACACACACACACACACACACACACACACACACACACACACACACACACACACACACACACACACACACACG